Anas platyrhynchos (mallard) is the source of this 11269-nucleotide messenger RNA. NCBI's taxonomy places the organism in Eukaryota, Metazoa, Chordata, Aves, Anseriformes, Anatidae. The record is from RefSeq and is a predicted model, not a curated record.
GGUUUUUGAAACAAGUAUAAAUACCUCCUCCUGCCCAAGCUGCUGAUUGUGUGACAUGAUAUAUGUGUGUCACCCAACUUCGCCUGAUUGACAUAGCAAGUUAAAACUGCAAGCCUAUUUGUGAAACUCUUUGAAAUGCUGGAUUUUCACGUCCUUGUUCAGGAAGUAUUCGUGAAUUGACAUGGGUCAACAUACUUCUCGUUACGAGGCAAAAAUUUCUUUGCUAUUGGCAUAGACUGGAAGUCGAAGGUAGAAGGGAAACAGAUAUCAGAGAGAAGGGGAAGAAGAGAAAAGCUGCUAACUGAGCUGAUUAUCAAGUGAUCUGACAUUCACCAAAGACACGAACAAAAAUCUUCUUUGCAUACAUGAAUCCUUUAGUGAUCCCUUGAUCCGAUACUCCCACCUUGGGGGAAGUGGGCACCAUGAAGCAGAAAUUGAUGUCAUCAAUUCAAAUUAUAUUGUUGCUUCCUCUUACUGCAAUGGGACUGACUGUAUUAAUUUAAUGAUAAAGUGGUGGUGAUGAUGAAAGGCAUUCACUCCGUCCCUGCACUCACUCCGUCCUUGUCACCUUCUUGGGAAUUAGCAUCAUUUGAAUAGUAACACAAUUAGAGAUAUGGUAUGGAACUUUAAUGAAGUAAAGGUCAAUCAUAUCCUGGAAAACCUAAGAUAAUAAGAUGUCGUUCUCUAGAAAAGGAAACCUUUUCUUGUUGGUGGAAGCCUGGUUCAGAUGGAGGACUUCCUACCAAUUACACCCUGUUCUACAGCAAGGACAGGUAAAAAGCGAUGAAUAAUGAAGAAAAGAUCUAUGAAUGUCCAGACUACAGAACGUCUGGUCCCAAUUCCUGCUACUUCAAUAAAAACCACACUAAUCCAUGGACAACAUAUAAUAUCACUGUAACAGCAACGAAUGAGAUUGGAAGUAACAGCUCGGAUCCUCAGUAUGUGGAUGUGACCUCAAUAGUUCAGCCAGGUUCUCCUGUGAAUCUCACUCUAGAAGCAAAAACAUCUGCUAGUAUAACGUACCUUUGGGCAAAAUGGUCUCCACCUCCAUUAGCUGAUGCCAGCUCUAAUUCACAUGUAUAUCACUAUGAACUACGACUGAAACCUGAGGAAAAGGAAGAGUGGCAAGAGACAAUACCUGUUGGAAUGCAGACACAAUAUAAAGUAAGCAGGUUAAAUCCUGGGAUGAGGUACGUUGUUCAGGUCCGUUGCAUGUUAGACCUUGGAGAAUGGAGUGAAUGGAGCUCUGAAAAAAGCAUUCAGAUCCCCAGUGAAGAGUUACCUCCUGAAAAGCCUACAAUAAUAAAAUGCCGUUCUCCAGAAAAAGAAACAUUUACCUGUUGGUGGAAACCUGGUUCAGAUGGAGGACGUCCUACCAACUACACUUUACUUUACAGCAAAGAAGGAGAAGAACAAGUUUAUGAAUGUCCAGAUUACAGAACUGCAGGCCCUAAUUCCUGCUACUUUGAUAAAAAACACACCUCUUUCUGGACCAUAUACAAUAUUACUGUCAGGGCAACUAAUGAAAUAGGAAGUAACAGCUCUGAUCCUCAUUAUGUGGAUGUGACUUACAUAGUCCAGCCUGAUCCUCCUGUGAAUGUAACUCUAGAAUUAAAAAAGCCAAUGAAUAGAAAACCAUACUUGGUCUUGACAUGGUCUCCACCCCCACUGGCUGAUGUCAGAUCUGGAUGGCUUACCCUUGAAUACGAGUUGCGACUAAAGCCUGAAGAAGGAGAGGAAUGGGAGACUAUUUUUGUUGGACAGCAAACACAAUAUAAAAUGUUUAGUUUAAAUCCAGGAAAGAAGUACAUUGUACAGAUUCACUGCAAACCAGAUCACCAUGGAUCAUGGAGUGAAUGGAGCUCAGAAAAGUAUAUUCAGAUCCCUAAUGAUUUCAGAGUAAAAGAUAUGAUUGUGUGGAUCAUCGUGGGUGUCUUGUCAUCUCUUAUAUGUUUAAUCAUGAGCUGGACAAUGGUUUUAAAAGGGUACAGAAUGAUAGCCUUUAUCCUACCACCAGUUCCAGGACCAAAAAUAAAAGGCAUCGAUACACAUCUGUUAGAGACAGGGAAAUCUGAAGAAUUAUUGAGUGCUCUUGGUUGCCAUGGUUUUCCUCCAACAUCAGACUGUGAGGAACUACUGAUAGAAUACCUAGAGGUAGAGGACAGCGAGGAUCAGCAACUCAUGCCAAGUCACAGCAAUGGUAACCCAAGUAAAAAAGGAAAAACAACACCCAAGGAAACAGACAGUGACUCAGGACGAGGAAGCUGUGAUAGCCCUUCUCUGCUUUCUGAAAAGUGCAGGGAGUCCCAUGCCCUUCCAUCAAUGCUUCAAACACAAGAUGUAAGAGAUGUUCAAGAAAAUAAAGCUGUGAAAAGGAGCUGGGAAACUCAGUGUGUAGCCUCAGAACGGAAAACACUCCUUUCUAACAGUGAGAGCACAAAAUCAUCCACGUGGCCUGCAGCUCAAUUACCUGAUAAUCAACCUCCUAUGUUUGCCUACCACAGCACUGUAGAUGCACGUAAAAUAACACUGAUUACCACAAAUGUGAAUGUUGCCCCAGUUUUAGUGAAAAAUGAAGAAAAGCAUCAGUCACGAUAUUCUGUUACUGAAACAGUCCCUGGAGACAUGGAAGAACAAGGAGAGAUGGAGAAUUUGCAUUCCAAAACUGAGCAAACUGCAGUGCAGGUCAAACAAAACAGACCUAAUGAAAAGUCACCUUUUUUGAAUGGUACACUAAUGGACUAUGUAGAAGUCCACAAAGUCAAGCAGGAUGAGGAGCCAGCAGUAUUACUGAAACAUAAAGAAAAUAGUGGGAAGACUGAAAAUUACACUAUUCCAGGAACCAGCAAAGAAUAUACAAAGGUCUCAACUGUUGUGGACCAUAAUAUUCUAGUAUUAAUGCCAGAUUCACGAGUCCAGCACACCCCUAUGUCUCAAGAACCUGCAAAGGAAACAUCUCAGAACCUUCAGCAAGGUCAAGCUGAGAAAAACAUGAGCUACUGUCUGACAGCUCCAAGUGACUGCAAAAGAGAGACUAGUGGAUCAGAGUAUAUGGACCCAUCCUCCUUUAUGCCCUCUUUUAAAUAACUAAAAGUUUGAUCAUUCUUCAUCAGGUAAUGCUACAGAAUGAGUCAAAUACAAUCAGUAUAAUAAUGCUGUGGUUUAAGAUUAUGCUACUAUGUCACAAUUGUAGCUUACACCAUUUUCUAGCUGACAAGUCUGUGAUUUACAUAUCAAUUUUGUUAAUAGUUAUGUACAGUAAAAUAAAACCACACAGCAAAUAGUUCCCUAAAUACAAACAAAACAAAAAAACUAACAACAACAACAAAAAAUAGCCUCCUUUGUGUAUUAUACAGAGAAUAAAAUAAACUGUGGUUUGAUAUAACAAUCAUAGAAGUAAACCCUGGAUCGUUAACACAUUUCUCAGAGAGCGAAAUGAGGAAAUGGAUACUAUGUGCCAUGAAAAAUACAUUGCAAACUAAUUCUUCAAUUCUGCAGAUCUUCUGUUAUUUGAUUCAACCUAAGGGAAUACUGCAGUUUCAACAAAGACUAAGAAUGUUAUGGGUCAGUACACCACAAUUGUCUGAGCAGUUUCUAAAUCAGAUAAAUCAUUACACAAUGACAUUCUGAUCGACAACAUAUUUUUUUCUGAGUGUAUUCUGACAGUAGAUUAAGAUUUCUCUAUACUUUUUCUCAACCCUUAAGAAAAUUAAGCUCUUAUAUAUGGAAAAAAACAUAUAUAAAAGAGAAUAUAUUCAACUAAUUACAGUAAAAAAAUCCUCUAAAUAUAUCUUCCUUUGUUUCAAUAUGACAGAAAACUCUGCAUCCCAUUCAUAGCCUAUUCCAGUCAAAUCAAACAUGAAAAAAAAUCGGAGGACACUAUUUGAUAUACUGCCUUACUGUACAUAAUAUACAAUUCUACUUUAGUACAGUCCCAUACAUUUAACAAUGUAUUUUUAAAGGCUAUUUUUCUAUUACCAAAAAAAAAAAAGCAAAAUAAAAUAUUUUUUAAUUUCCCAAUGUUAUUUAGCUAUUUAGCAACUUUUCUGUUUCCUUCUGCUGAAACAGAGGUAACAAGUAAAGCUGCUAUUUCUAUACAAAGCAUAAAAUUAAACUUUAUACUAAGUAAGGAUAUGAAGUCAUUUUUAAACUAUAUUUCUAAUAUAUUGCAAAUGUAUUACUAUUUGAAUUGUAAAUUAUUUAUUUCUGAUGUUUUUUACCAGCUGUUAUUAUAAAAUUAAAAUAGAAUCUAGGUUUUGAGAGCAAGCUUCUUUCCCACUUAAUUCGUACUCCCAUGCCACUCAUGAAUGGAAUGAUGGUUGCCUGCAUCCUUAGCCAUCAUGUACACUUUUCUCUUAGCCUGGAAAGAAAGUUUGAAAAUUUUCAGAUAUUUCAUAAUGAACUUAUCAAAAUUAGUUUGGGAAUCCAGCCUCAACAGCCAGGGAUACGCGGCAUAAAGUCAGCUAGUGCUCUGCUGAAAUAGCAACAGGAGUGAGAAAAGGGGUCCAUGUAGUUGGAAAGCAACUGCGGAAAGAGUCAGGAUUCCUCCUACCACAUGUAACUGAAGGCAAAAUCAAAAUGGUAGUGGAAUGGCUGUGUACUUAUGGCCCUUCCUUCCUGAAGCAAAAGUUUAAUUUACUCCAUCGAAGUAUGAACAAGUAAGCCAUGGCUAAUUAAAGCUAGGUCAAGUAUUUAGCCAACACCACUAGCUUCAGUGGGAAUUGGAAGCAUAAGGUAAGGGAAAUUGUACUGCACAUGUGAUGGAAAGUAUAUUUAUCAUAGAUGAGCUCUCUUCUUUUGUCCUUUCUGAACAGUGUCAUAUUUCUCAGCUUUUUCUGAUUUUAUGCACUGAGCCAGCCUUCCUGCAGUAUCAGGUAAACAGUUGCAGAGCCAGCCAAAACAGACCCUCUGAUUUUGAAGGUCCGCAAAAAAAAAAAAAAAAAAAAAAAAAAAAAAAAAAGUCUUAGUUGGCAAAUCAAAUUCUCAUACGAUACUUCCAUGCAAUGGAACUGCUCAAGUACAGAUUGGUCAAGCUGUCUAGCCCGUUCACUGGCUGGACUUUAGAAUUUAACGAUCUGUGUGUAUAUGAACAUGUAUGCUAGUGGAUACUGUAACAUUUACUUUAGGCAUCAAAUUUGAAGUCUGUGACCUCUAUACCUGCAAUUUACUUCCCCUUUCUAGAGGCUGAUUGGAGCAGUCUGGAUGCUCUGCUGAAUGCACAGUGAGGGAUCUUAGAUUCUUAAUUCAGCCACUCAGUUCAUUGCUUGAAGACAUGAAGUGGCUACUUCAGAGAGCAGCCAAACAUAACAUUUUGUUUAAUUACAGGUAACAGGACAAUUUUACUGUAGCAUUUGUGGUAUAUCUUACAAAUUUUCUAGAUGCUAAAAGUACUGCAAAGAAACUAUCAAGUUAUCAGUCAAAACUGGAAUGUUUUACAGGACAGCAAUCUGUGUGUCCAUGUGUGUAAGCUGAUAGUAUACUGUGUGACAAUGCUUAAUUCUUCUGACUGAAUGCUUCACUUUUCUGACUGAAUCAGACAAGCCAGUCUGAAUCAGACACGUUCUUUCUUUACACAGACAGUCAUAUCUGAGCCAAGCAGUUGCUUUCUACUCCUAACAGCAUGCAUAAGGACAUGCUGCUGCCGGCCUUUAGCAUGCCUCUGGUGUUCUAUAGAGACUAUAGAAUCUUAUCAAGCUACAGCCUAAAGAUUUUCUUUACAGAGUGGAUUACUUAUGGUAACUUACAAGUGGCUACAGAGAUGCUACAAACCAAAGCAAAGGUGGGAUAACGUGUCAGCAGCAGACUGUUGCUGUCACAGUUUAUUUUGGACCAGAGGAAGACUGGCACAACUUUGAGCAGAUUUUAAGUGUAUUAUUGAUCCCAACUAAAUGGAAGUAUCUAUACAUGUACCUGGUUGCUAAGUUUUUAUUGUAGAUCAUGGAGUCUAGAGCAUGAUUUGCCUGUCAGAAUACAAGUGUGUGCUUUAGGAAGAGAUGAGUCAUACUCUAAACUCCAUCGACUGUUACUAAGUUUGUCUAUCCUAGCUUGCUCUAAUAGAGAAGUAUGACCUCUAGUCCAAAAAUGAGAAUUUAAAUAAUGUUUAAUCAAAUAUUUCCUAUGUUGACAUUGCUUAAAUUGAAAAAUAUGGGCUGUAUUAAUAUUGUGGGUUAUGUCCAAUUCUGUGGCAGCUGAUAGGUCCCAGGAACAUCAGUAACUUUAACACCCUGAGUUCAUAAAACCAAAAAGAUCAGCUUUUCAGAGGACCUUUAAUUUAUAUGCACAUGCAAACUGCAAGUUGCCAGAAGGAAAGAAACAAGAAAAAAUCAGUAUUAUUGAAUGAAAAAACAGGAUUUCAAGAUAUCAAAAAGAAGGUAAAUCCACAAAUUCUCCCUCAGAAAGAGAACUGAGUGAAAGUGUUUCUAUAUGCCUAGCCAUAAACUGGUAAUGAAACUGCAAAAUACCUGCAGGCAUAAAUUAUAUUAUGAGGCAUAGAUUCUUUCCCAUCUUUGCCAAUGAAAGUCUCAUGAUGCCAAAUCAUCAUGGCUUUCUGUGAAAACAGAAAUUCAGCCCAAGUAGAAAAGGUGUAUUUUUUGGUUGCUUGGAUGUAGCUUAGCUUUUUGAGGGAUUUGCUAGCUAAAUAGAAUUUUAAAACAUUUUUCAUAAAUGUGUUUCAUCCUUUAAGCUGAACAAAUGUGCAGUUUGAUUAUUUUCCAUUUUGAUGCACUUUUAUUUUCCAAAACACCCUGUUACUUCCCAGGUGGGAGUAAUACCUUCUGAAAGUGGCCUUUAACAUCCAAACUGUACUUUUGCACAUCAAAAGAGAAUAAACUAGUGUCCUGUGAAAUCAGGAUAACCAUCAGCUAAGUUUGAGGGCCUUUGGAUGUUCAAAUACUUCAUUGUCUUGUUUGCAACUUUAGUUUUUAUUACAGCUCUUAGCUUUUAAGUAGGAAAUAGAUGAGAUUUUGUAGCAAUUGUACUCAGUGGAUUCUUGUAAAGUUAUGAUACAUCAGUGGGGAUAACAAGCACAUGACACCUCUUUUGAUAUACAGUGAUGAAGUAUGUAACAUAAUUUACCCCAGGAACAGGGAUUGUCUCGCUAGGUCUCAUACCAUUAGUUAAACUUCUCACAUGGAUUUAUGUUUGAAUGAUGCUUUCAAAGUUAGAUCUAUAUAUGUGUCUCUUACAGCGUGAACUACCUAUUAGUAACAUAAAAGUCCUAAAAGGCUCUUCAGAAGUAAUUCAUUUUAUAAAUUCAUAAAAUGUAAUAUAUAUAUAUUUCAAUUAAAUACCUUUCCUUUGGACUCAGAAUAAUUUUAUGUACAGUUUUUCUUCAGUUUUGAGAAAUAGAACUCAUUAUUUUAAAUUUUCUAAUUAAACUUUUUCCUUUAGCAAAGACAUAUUUAAUGUGUAUUUUUAGUAUUUCAAUAUAAUGUUCCUGACUCUUAAAGAAAUAUGAUUUACUGAGGUGGGGCAUGUGCUGCCAAAACUUACUUUCACGUAAAAUACAGGUUUGAAGAAUGGUCUUAAUGAUACUAUGUAACUACAAAGGAUUAUUUAAUAAAAAUGCAGUAAACAGACCUUAUAGAAUACUAAUAAGUGGGUGUACAUGUUUAUGGAACAAACUGAAACACAAAUAUGUAGUGAUAAGUGGUUUAUGUUAAAGCAGUGAACUCUGUGGUAUAUCUGUUUAUGUGUAUAUGUUUAGAUGGCUGGAAAAUCUAUAGUUGCUUUAAAUGUCAUUUAAGUAUUUAAAGUGUAGUAACAGUAGAUGUUAAAAAUGAGUAAGAACCAUUUUAUUUGUGAUCUAUGGAGCACUGUAUAUGUGCAGCUCACAUACAAGCCUGUAAAUGUGUUUGAUAAUUUCUCAUUAACCAUAAACAAUUUGAAAGUGUUGUGCAAGGAAACCAAAGUCAUCUAAGCCAGUUAAUGAAUAUUAGACAUCUUCUAAAAGCCAUAAAGACAAAUGAAAUGAAAGCGUCAUGAGAUCAGGCACCAUAUUCUUAAAGAAUCGCUACCUCAGAUGUUGUUUAUUUUUGCUCCCUUUAAAAAGGCAGAAAAAAAGCAUUUUACUUUGUGUGUCAAAAUGCAGAUUCUUUUCUAAAAACGUAUUUGUAAUUUUCAAAUUGUUUCUCUUAACUAACAGCUUGUCAUGGAAUCAUCACUUGUAUUGCUCUAGUAGUAGUAGGAUGGGAUAUUAGACAUUUGUAUCCAAAUAUGUUUUUAUGUGAAAAAAUAACAAAGAAGUUUCCAUCUUUUAGGGAAAGCCAUACUGACCAGCUUGGCAGUUUCUAUUUUCCUAAAGCAUCAGUCCCUUUUCUGCUUUUUGCUACUGCCUGCGUGCCCAGCUUGCUAGGACUGAAUGAGCUGAGUUCUCAGAGGUGGUCUGAUUUUGGAACUCACCAGUGGGAACUAAGCAUUUAUCAGUACUUACUACUUAGAAAGACCUGUUUUCAGUUGCUUCUGAGAAGUUAAUCUUCAAACGCUGCUCCUAAAUGAGUGAAAAUGGAGACACACAGAGAAAAUGGAGAAAUACUCCUAUUCUCAACUAUCUUAAACCCUCAUACCGUGUCACUGACUUCCUUCAGACUCUAGUGCCUAUGGGUGUGGACAGAUGGACUGAAUUACACUGAGCUGGAACAAUCUUUUGGCUCUGCCUUGAAAACCCUUUUGAAAUAAAUGAAAAAUUAUUUUCAUCUUUCCAGUGUACGUCAAGCAGGAGAUUAAAGAUAAACUGCAUGUGGCAGAAUGGAAGAGGAGCACAGUCACAAUGAACCCUACAGGAAGGUGCACAGGUAGUUGAGAAAUCAGAGUGGGCAAACAUGCAUAUUGACCGUGGUUGAAAAAAAAAGGAGGGAGAACAGAAAAUGAAAGCAAAAGAAUCAAAUGUAAGAGUAGAUAGGAAAAAAUCAGAAAUGGUAGAGUAAUAAAUGAGUUUUUAAGAAAAAAAAAAAAAUAUAUAUAUAUAUAUAUAUAUAUAUAUAUCAAAAGUGGGAAUACGUACAGUUGCUUGAGAUAGUCCACAAAAACUGUAAUGCCUUAUUAAGUACUAACCAGUCAUCAAGAUGCUGAAAUUGUCUACUACAGAUCAGCUGUUAGAUAAAAGCUGAAAAAGACUUAUACAUGAGAGUUCAUUCCAUUUAUAUUAAUUACAGGAUUUUCUUACAAGUAUCUGAUAUUGGCCCCUAGCAAACAACGCUUAAGCAGCUAUACCCCCCAUCUAAUCUGCUGUUGCAUUUCCUACAGCCCUAAGGAAAAAAUCAACAAAAAUACCACACGUACCACAUGGUUUUUAAAAGCUACAUUCAAUUCAUUUUUUCGGAUAGAUUUAUGAAUGAGAUUUUUUUAUCCUUUUACAUUGUCUCACACAUACAUCUGUCAUUCUUAAGCAUUCUUCUAUUUUCUAUUUAUUAAAGGCAAUGCAGUGAUCUGGAAACACCAAGAGACAAUGUUUUGUGGAUAGUAGUAAAUGGUCUCUUGACAUUUCUGGGCAUUGUAUAGUUCAUACCUGUGACAAUAUUAACAGAUAUGACAAUACAUGACAAUAUACCAGUUGACAUUUUCCUUAAUUACAAAGUCCAUGUCUUGGUGAUAAAUUCUAGAAUUUCCAAGACAGACUUAAAAUACAUUUCUCCCAUUUAAGCUAAGUUUUUAAGAGAAACUACUGCAUCUAUCAAAAGUAAUUCAAGAAAUAACUUAGUUAUUUGUGCUGUGUCUUGCAGUGCUGAUAGGCUUUUAGCUGGAUUUAUACUCAAGACAUCAGUACACAGAGAAGUUAGAAAUAAGGAAGUCUUUUUUCACAUCUUCCACUUUUAUUUUCAGAAGAGUUAACAUUCUGUUCUGUUCUGUUCUGUGAUGGUGCUGGUCUUGGACUUUAUUUGACAAUCUUAUUUUUGGACAACACCACUUCUAUUUUAGAGAGCUGCUGAGUACAUUCACCUCAUUUUGACAUCAAUAAAAAUGUACAGAUUUUACUUUACUUCCUACAAAGAUUGUAAUGGUCAGUUUUAUAGAUAUAGCACUGAAUAGAAUUUUUAGAGGAUGCUGGAAAUCUUUGUAGAUAUCAGUAGCAGAAAAUAUCCCUUGAGUAGAACAGAAAACUACACAUGUCUAAGAAUACGCAGAUUUUUCUAUAGAAUACAGGUGGAAGUAUAAUGAUGUCAAACCAAGUUUUAAUAUUCAUAAUGCUGUAGAUAGAGUACUCUGAAUUCUCAUCCCCAUGUCCUUCACUCCAAAAAGAAGAGGAAACUACUGCUCAGAUACACUGAGAAGGGACCUCCUGGGCUGCUAUACUGUUGCUCAUUUUUCAUCUCAGAAAGUAAUUUUUUAUUCUGACGUCAAAUACCAUUCUUCAUCUGGAAUAACACAACCAUCGGUUUCAUAUAUGCUAUAUUCAUUUAUAUUGCUCAUAGAUACUCAGCAACAUUUGAGCUUCUCAAAUCUUUAUAUUGUGCUCCACAUAUUUAUUUUUUUUUAGUCUGUGUAUAACAGAAAUACUGGGGAUGCUGCUCUGAAAAAGUACUGCCAAGGGAAGAAAAAAAAAAAAAAAGAAGAAGAACUAAAAAGCCACUAAUAAUUUGUAUUUGUUCAAAUUUCUGGCAGGCUGUUAAAUGCAGGAGAAAGUCUCUAGAAUUUCCUUGCCUUUGAUAAUGCCAGCAGAUCUCUCAAAGAAACUUAUUUAUAAUUUGAAUUGCACGUUCUGAAUAGUAUGCACAACAAACAAGAUAAUUCCCAAUCAAGAAAGAGAUCAUCCAUAUUUAAAGCAUUUUUUUUUUCCAUUUGCAUAAACCAAUUCAUUGCUAGCCUUGCAAUAAAAGCUAGGCAUUUCCAUUACAUUUUCAGAAUUUGUAUGCAAUCUGGAACAUCCAAGUUAUUGUAGUGUCAUUGCUUUAGCAACAGAAUGACUUGAAGCACAAUUAUUCUAUGAACCAGAUCCAAAUGUUUUGUAAAUUUCUAAAAUUUUAGAAAUUAUAGAAAGUAGAUUUCAUAUUAGUAUGUACAUUGGUUGGAGCGUACUGGUACAAAAAUAGUUGCUCAGGAAUUCUUCAUUGUUUCUAAGUGUAUUUGAAGGAAAAUGCUUUAAAGGUAUGUAUUUUUUAAGUUCUUAAUAUCGAAACUGCUGGCUUUAAUAAAAUCUGUUAGCAAUUUCACUUGUAAGAUCAAUAUUGUUACUGAAGUCUGUAGCUUUCUGGUGGACUUUUCUAUAUUGUCAUUGUAAAAUCUCUCUGCAAUGAUGUUCGCAUUUCAAUUUAAUAAAAGUUCUUGAAUAAUA